Molecule: messenger RNA, 2481 nt
Organism: Salarias fasciatus (jewelled blenny)
Lineage: Eukaryota; Metazoa; Chordata; Actinopteri; Blenniiformes; Blenniidae
Product: extracellular calcium-sensing receptor-like
Exons: 8
Coding region: 79-2481 (800 amino acids)
Biological process (GO): G protein-coupled receptor signaling pathway
Cellular component (GO): plasma membrane
Molecular function (GO): G protein-coupled receptor activity
Source: RefSeq, a predicted model, not a curated record
AACAGCUUUCAGCCAGGCUUUGUGGGCAAAGGUGACUAUGUUAUUGGAGGGAUAUUUCCUCUUCAUUAUAACCAGGAAAUGCCAGACCUUAACUCUACCUACAGACCACCUCCAGUGAAAUGCAAUGGAUUUGAUCCUCGAGCUUUCCGCUGGGCUCAAACCAUGAGGCUGGCAGUGGAGGAGAUAAACCAGAGUCCAGAGCUUCUACCCAAUCACACUCUGGGGUAUAAAAUUUUUGAUUCAUGUGCAUAUCCACUGACCGGCCAGAGAGCUGCUCUGGCUGUGCUGAACGGGAUCAGUGAGGAAGACUCUCCGACGUGUGACGGUGCGUCUCCACUCCUCGCUGUAGUCGGAGAAUCUGGAUCCGCUCAGUCCAUUGUGGUGUCACGGAUCCUGCGGCCGUUCAGGAUCCCCAUGAUCAGCUACUUCUCCUCAUGCGCAUGUUUCACUGACAGAAGGAAAUUUCCAACUUUCUUUAGAGUAAUUCCUAAUGAUGACUAUCAGGUAAAAGCUAUCGCUCAGCUGCUGUUUCGCUUUAACUGGACUUGGGUAGGGUUGAUCCGAGGAGACCAUGAAUACGGCCGCUUUGCUGUGCAAGGUUUAAUCAGGGAGUUACAGGGUACCCCGGUGUGUGUGGCGUACCAAGAAAUGAUCCCACUACUUUACAACCGGAAGAAAGCUCUGGAGAUCAUGCAGGUGAUGCGAAGCUCAAUGGCUAAAGUGGUGGUGGUAUUCUCUGCUGAGGGAGAAAUGACGCCCUUCUUGAGAGAUUACAUGGAGGAGAACAUCACUGGGAUCCAGUGGGUGGCAAGUGAGGCUUGGGUCACUGCAUCUGUCUUUACAGGCAGCGAGUAUGACCCCUACUUGGGAGGCACCAUUGGUUUUGGAAUAAGGAAAGGUCACAUCUCCAGACUCAGCGACUACCUGCAGACGGUAAACCCUCGGGUGUAUCCCGAUAAUGUCCUGGUGGAAGAAUUGUGGGAGGCUCUUUAUGGCUGCAGUCCCUCAAAAUCCGCACGAUCACAGUUUCCGCCCUGCUCAGGACAGGAGUCACUCCUGGAGCAGCAUUCAGCCUACAUGAAUACUACAAGUCCACGAGUGGCCUAUAAUGUGUAUAAGGCUGUGUAUGCAGUGGCUCAUUCUCUGCACAACCUUCUUCUCUGUGAAGCGGGCAGUGGGCCUUUCCAAAACAACUCAUGUGCUCAAAGCAACAACAUAUUCCCAUGGCAGCUCCAGUACUACCUCCAGGAAGUGACAUUUAACAUUGGCGAAGAGGAGGUGAACUUUGACUUGAAAGGCGACUCCAUCCCCUAUUAUGACAUUAUAAACUGGCAGAGGGGCUCAGGUGGAAACAUUGAGUUCAUCAACGUGGGGUUGUUUGAUGGAACCAAACCUGCCGGUGAGGAGCUGGUGGUCCAAGGCGACAGGAUAAAGUGGGCAGGGCAUCAGAGUGAGGUGCCGCUGUCUGUGUGCAGUGCCAGCUGUCUUCCAGGGUACCGGAAGGCUGUCCGUCGUGGGGAGCCUGUUUGCUGCUUUGACUGUGUACCAUGUGACAGUGGCAAAAUUAGCAAUCAGACAAACUCAGUAGACUGCACCGUUUGUCCAGAGGACUUCUGGUCCAACGACGACCGGACAUCCUGCAUUCCCAAGAAGGUGGAGUUCUUAGCCUAUGACACACUGGGGAUCAUCCUGACAGUCAUCUCUGUGGUGGGCGCCUGUCUCACCAUAGCUGUUUUCACAGUGUUCUUCUACCACAGAAACACAGCCAUAGUCCGCGUGAAUAAUUCAGAGCUCAGCUUCUUCAUCCUCUUCGCGCUGACACUGUGUUUUCUUUGCUGUCUCGUUUUCAUCGGGGAGCCAACGUUUUGGUCCUGCAUGCUCCGCCAUACUGCCUUUAGCAUCACAUUUUCUCUUUGCAUCUCAUGCAUCCUGGGGAAGACGCUGGUGGUGUUGGCUGCUUUCACUGCCACCAGGCCGGGGGACAACAUAAUGAAGUGGCUGGGCCCUAAGCAGCAGCGGGGUAUCAUUUUCAGCAGCACUCUGGUUCAAGUAGUAAUCUGUGCCGCUUGGCUAAUCGAUGCUCCCCCUUAUCCAUCCAGAAACACAAAAUAUGAACGAUCCAAGAUCAUACUGGAGUGCAGUGUGGGAUCCAGCCUGGCAUUCUGGUGUGUUUUGGGCUAUAUUGGUCUUCAGGCCUGCCUCUGCUUUGUGUUGGCAUUUCUGGCCAGGAAGUUACCAGGGAAUUUCAACGAGGCCAGAUUCAUAACUUUUAGCAUGCUGAUCUUCUGCGCUGUGUGGCUGGCUUUCAUCCCUGCUUAUAUCAGCUCCCCUGGAAAUUAUGCAGAUGCAGUGGAGUCAUUUGCAAUUCUGGCUUCCAGCUUUGGCCUCUUGUUCUGUCUGUUUGCUCCAAAGUGUUACAUUAUUUUACUGAAGCCUGAGAAAAAUACAAAACAACAUUUAAUGGGAAAAGAGAAGAAGUAG